AUGACCGAUCAGCUGGUAGACCAGCUGCGAAGCACACAAAUUAGCGAUGGUAUCCCUGUACAGACGGAUGAUUGGAAAAAGAACUUGAAGCUCCCUGCCAAGGAUAACAGACAACAAACAGAGGAUGUUACGAAAACGAAAGGACUGGAAUUCGAAAACUUUGCGUUAAAGCGCGACCUGCUCAUGGGCAUUUUCGAAGCUGGAUUCGAGAAGCCUUCACCUAUUCAAGAAGAAGCCAUCCCCGUUGCCCUGACCGGCCGGGACAUUCUGGCCAGAGCAAAGAACGGUACUGGCAAAACCGCCGCCUUCGUCAUUCCCGCCUUGGAGCGCAUCAACCCCAAGGUCUCCAAGAUUCAAUGUCUCAUACUCGUUCCCACCCGCGAGCUUGCCAUGCAAACGUCACAGGUUUGCAAGACUCUCGGCAAGCAUUUGGGCAUCAACGUCAUGGUCACCACCGGCGGUACCGGUCUGCGUGAUGAUAUCCUGCGUCUGCAGGAGCCUGUCCACAUAGUUGUUGGCACUCCUGGGCGUAUCCUCGAUUUGGCAGGAAAGAGUGUUGCCGAUCUGAGCGAAUGCCCCAUGUUCAUCAUGGACGAGGCCGACAAGCUUCUAUCCAUUGAAUUCACCCCCGUCAUCGAGCAGCUCCUGCAGUUUCACCCCAAGGACCGCCAGGUCAUGCUGUUUUCCGCCACUUUCCCCCUGUCCGUCAAGGACUUCUCUGAUAAGAACAUGGUCUCCCCUUACGAAAUCAACCUUAUGGACGAACUCACCCUUCGCGGUAUCACCCAGUACUAUGCCUUUGUGGAGGAGAAGCAGAAGGUCCACUGCCUGAACACUCUCUUCUCCAAGCUUCAGAUCAACCAGUCCAUCAUCUUCUGCAACUCGACCAACCGUGUCGAACUGCUCGCCAAAAAAAUCACCGAAUUGGGCUACUCCUGUUUCUAUAGUCAUGCUAGGAUGCAGCAGCAGGCCCGUAAUCGCGUCUUCCAUGAUUUCCGCAACGGCGUUUGCCGAAACCUUGUCUGCUCCGAUCUCCUCACCCGCGGUAUCGACAUCCAGGCUGUCAAUGUCGUCAUCAACUUCGAUUUUCCCAAGAACGCUGAAACGUACCUUCACCGAAUUGGUCGAUCCGGCCGUUAUGGUCAUCUUGGUUUGGCUAUUAACCUUAUCAACUGGGACGAUCGCUUCAAUCUAUACAACAUUGAGAGAGACUUGGGCACCGAAAUUCAGCCCAUCCCCCCCAGCAUUGACAAGAGCCUCUACGUUUACGAGAAUCCUGAGUCUAUUCCUCGGCCCAUUUCCAAUCUUCCUAGGAACGCGCAACAACAGCAACCAGGUUCUUCCCAACACCCCGUCGCUCACCAGCCGCAGAGCAACUGGCAGAACCAGAACGGCCAACACAAUAACCACUACGGUCGUGGGCGCGGACGAGGACGCGGAUACCGAGGGCGAGGCAGUGCCGCCGCCGGCGGUCGGGGUCGCGGCCCGCCUCGCGAAGUUCAAUCAUAA
Metarhizium brunneum ARSEF 3297 is the source of this 1509-nucleotide messenger RNA. It is a transcript of the gene DHH1, whose product is annotated as ATP-dependent RNA helicase DHH1. Gene Ontology annotation, cellular component: P-body; cytoplasmic stress granule. NCBI's taxonomy places the organism in Eukaryota, Fungi, Ascomycota, Sordariomycetes, Hypocreales, Clavicipitaceae. Gene Ontology annotation, molecular function: ATP binding; mRNA binding; RNA helicase activity. The record is from RefSeq and is a predicted model, not a curated record. Gene Ontology annotation, biological process: negative regulation of translation; P-body assembly; cytoplasmic stress granule assembly.